Messenger RNA from Acanthosepion pharaonis, 699 nucleotides. The record is from the annotation of a GenBank genome assembly. Lineage: Eukaryota; Metazoa; Mollusca; Cephalopoda; Sepiida; Sepiidae.
AUGCGCUUCUCGCUUGCGGCGCCACCCCGUCGCUACCGGCGCGUCGGCCGGCGAGCAAAACGGCUCCUCGCCCGGGUCUUCGUGGAGCGCCACGGCUUCCAGCCCCUCUUCGGCGUCUCUCGGCGUGGGGCGUUCGUCCGGCAGCGAACGGUCAACUCGGAACUGGUACGGACCGGGGAAUCCGACUGUCUAAUUAAAACAAAGCAUCGUGUGGCCGGUCGUGUACCGCCAAGAGACCGCCGUCACGACUGGUCGGUCGCGGGUAGCACGUUAUUCGUCGGCGAAACAGGGUUGGGGAAAGCUUUGCGCUCGUUUCGCGGCAGCAGUCAAAAAGAAAUGGCCGCGCCACCGUCGCAUGGACGGCCUCGCCUCCUUGCGUCUGCUGCUGCUGAUGCUGCCUCCUCCCUACUCGUCCGACAAAAAAAUAACCUCUGCUCUCUGCGCGAGACGGGCGCCCGUCUCCAGCCGUAUUACGUCCAGCCGUCCCGUUUCACGUACCGCCGCCGCCGCCGUUGCUGCCGCCUCUACGUCCCUGUGCGGGGAGGUCGAUUCGAUAGAUGCGCACGCGAUUCGAUAUACCGCCGGCCACGAUCGCGAGACGGAUGCCGCCGACCAGCCUCCGCGUUUUUUCUUUCUUACUUUAUUUCUUUUCCUCUUUCUUUCUUUCUUUCUCAUUUUUUAUUUUGUCAUUUUCAGUAA